AGAGAGAGCGGCUGAGAGUGUCUGUACCAUGCAGAGAUUCGGAACUUAUAAACUUCAUGAAAAGCCACCAAACAAAGGACGUUAGCACUGAAAUAGUGAGGAGUGUGCUGCAAUCAUGCAGAACCACGUGACUUCACUGCUGGUGGUUCUGCUGCUCCUGUGCAGCUGCACUGGGAUCCAAACCCUCGACACUGCGCCCGUCCCUCUGUUUACCCAGUCUGUUUACAAUGCUACCAUUUAUGAGAACUCUGCUGCUAAGACCUAUGUGGAAAGUCUUGUCAAAAUGGGAAUCUACAUCACAGAUCCUACUUGGGAAAUACGGUACAAAAUCAUGUCAGGAGACAAUGAGAACCUGUUCAAAGCUGAGGACUAUCAAUUGGGAGACUUUAGUUUUUUGCGAAUAAGGACCAAAGGAGGUAGCAGUGCCAUUCUUAACCGGGAGGUUAGAGACCACUAUAUUCUCACAGUCAAAGCCAUGGAAAAGAAUUCAAAUGAUGAGGCUCGAACACGAGUCAGGAUUCAGGUACUGGACACAAAUGAUCUUCGGCCAUUGUUCUCCCCAACCGCUUAUAGCAUAUCUUUACCAGAAAACACAGCUAUUCGCACAAGUGUAGCCAAGGUGAUGGCGACGGAUGCGGAUAUCGGUACAAACGGAGAGUACUACUACAGCUUGAGAGAAUGGACGGACGUGUUUUCGGUCCACCCCACAAGUGGUGUAGUUACGCUAACUGGAAAGCUGGACUACUCUGAGACAAAGCAGUAUGAAUUAGAGAUUUUAGCAGUGGACCGAGGCAUGAAACUGUAUGGUAGCAGUGGAUUUAGCAGCAUGGCUAAGUUAACGGUACGAGUGGAGCAGGCCAACGAGCAUGCACCGGUCAUCACUGCUGUAACCCUAGCACCUUCAGACACUGACAAGGACCCUACUUAUGCUGUUGUGACUGUCGAAGACAGUGACCAAGGUGCUAAUGGUGAGAUAGCAUCUCUCAGUGUGGUUGCAGGUGACCCUCUUCAGCAGUUUAAAGCCAUGCGCACAAGUCCAGGCAGUAAGGAAUAUAAAAUCAAAGCAGUCAAGCAGGUCGACUGGGAUAGUCAGCCCUUUGGAUACAACCUAACACUGCAAGCCAAAGACAAAGGAAGUCCACCCCAGUUUUCAUCCGCAAAGGUCAUCCAUGUCAUGUCUCCCCACUUUAAAGUAGGGCCUCCUAAGUUCAGUCAAGCUACUUACAGAGUCAAUGUGAGUGAAUUUGCACCACUGAACACACCUGUUGUAAUGGUAACAGCUGUGCCAAAGUAUCCUCAACUUAAGUAUGCAUUUAGACACAAAUUGGAUAAAAAUAAUUUUGCCAUUAAUGCAGAUUCAGGCUUGAUUACAACAGCUGGGCCCCUUCAUGCAGACUCCGUGAACAGAUAUGAAUUAGAAGUUAUGACCAGCGACAAAAAAGCAUCUGCAAAAGUGAUUAUCAAUGUGAUCGACGUGAACAACAACGGCCCAGAAUUCAAACAGACAUCUUACAAAGCUAGCGUUGAUGAAAAUAUGCCCAUAGGUACUAGUGUACUAACAGUGAAAGCCACUGAUUUAGACAGUGGGGAAAAUGGAUAUGUCACUUACAGCAUUGCCAAUGUGAAUCCCCAGCCGUUUGUUAUUGACUACUUCUCUGGCAUUAUCAGUAGUUCAGAGAUUUUGGAUUAUGAACUGAUGCCAAGGAUUUAUACCUUGAAAGUCCGGGCGUCAGACUGGGGUUCCCCUUUUCGACGUGAGGUGGAAACUCAGGUUACAGUCACACUUAACAACUUGAACGACAACAAGCCACUUUUUGAGAAUGUGGAUUGUGAUAUAACUGUGCCAAGAGACCAUGGUGUUAGUGAGCAGAUCACAACCGUGUCUGCUAUCGAUGCUGAUGAGUUGCAGUUGGUGAGGUACAGAAUAAAAGCUGGGAAUGACUUGAAUCUGUUUGAAAUAAAUCCAAACUCAGGCGUUCUGUCCUUAAAGCAGCCUUUGAGUGAGGGUGAGGCAGCAAAAGUGUCCUAUCACAGUUUGCAGAUCAUAGCCAGUGAUGGAGAACAUGAAACUCAGCCCAUGUUUUUGAACAUUACGGUCGUUACGGUACGUAAACCAGUCCAAGUGAAAUGUGUUGAUACUGGAGUUGCCAGCAUGCUGGCAGAAAAGCUUCUGCAAGGAAGCAAGAUCCACAGCCAAAACGAACCCGAAGACCACUUCCAAGACUUUCACUCUGUGAACCGCAUUGCACCCCAGUUUGUAGAAACUUUUCCCAGUGUGAUUGAGGUCAAGGAAGACGUGCCUGUUGGGGCCAGGAUUGUCCAUCUUAGUGCCAUGGAUUCUGACAGCGGUUUUAAUGGAAAACUGGUUUAUGUUAUCUCUGGGGGUGACGCUGAAAGUUGUUUCGUCAUUGACAUGGACAGCGGAUGGCUCAAAGUGUACGCACCUCUUGAUAGAGAAACAACUGAUCACUAUACAUUGAACAUUACCGUGUAUGACCUUGGAAUACCCCAGAAGUCAUCUUCACGUCUGCUGGAUGUAAAGAUCCUGGAUGCUAAUGACAACAGCCCACAGUUUUUACAGGAAGCAUACUCGGUGGACAUCAGCGAGAGCACUGCGGUGGGCACAGAGAUCAUUCAAGUUGAAGCAAAAGAUAAAGAUCUUGGUGAUAAUGGUGUGGUCAGAUACUCCAUAUUGGCAGACACAGAUCAAUUUGCUAUUGAUAUGGAAACCGGGAUCGUUACGGUGAAGAAGCCUCUAGACCGGGAAGUGCAACCCAGUUUUAUUCUCAAGAUAGCAGCUCGUGACCAGGCCGCUGGUGAACCUCAACUUGUCUCGACUGUGUUGCUUAAAAUCACACUGGAGGAUGUAAACGACAACCCUCCGAAGUUUAUUCCUCCAAAUUAUCAGGUGAGAGUUCGUGAGGAUCUACCCAUUGGUACUGUUAUAAUGUGGCUAGAAGCUCACGACCCAGAUGUUGGGCCAUCUAGCCAGGUACGAUACAGCCUCGCUGACAACGGGGAUGGGAAAUUUGAAGUAGACAAAUUGAGUGGCGCCGUACGAAUCAUGCAGAAUCUGGAUUACGAGAAAAAGCAAGUGUACAGUCUCACAGCAAGGGCAAAGGACAAAGGGAAGCCGAUAUCUUUGUCCUCAAGUUGUCACAUUGAGGUGGAGGUUGUGGACGUAAACGAGAAUCUCUACAGGCCAUUGUUCCCAUCAUUUGUGGAUAAGGGAUUUAUCAAAGAGGAUGUGCCCAUUGGAACAUCAGUGAUGAAAAUCACAGCUCAGGAUGAGGAUAAAGGAAGAGACGGAGAAAUCCGUUACUCCAUUCGGGAUGGAUCGGGUCUGGGGAUCUUUACUAUUGACGAAGAAACUGGUGUGAUCCGAACACAGGAACUGCUGGACCAUGAGACCGUACCUCACUACUGGCUGACGGUCUAUGCUACUGAUCGUGGUGUGGUUCCGCUGUCUUCCUUCGUCGAGGUCUACAUCGAAGUCCAGGAUGUCAACGAUAAUGCCCCACAGACCUCCGAACCUGUCUAUUAUCCAUCCGUCAUUGAGAACUCACCCAAAGAUGUCUCCAUCAUCCAGAUUGAGGCGUUUGACCCAGACACCAAAUCUAGUGAAAAGCUGUCCUAUAAGAUCACUAGCGGGAACCCCCAGGGUUUCUUCAGCAUCAACCCUAAGACUGGUCUGGUCACCACCACGUCUCGGAAGCUGGACAGAGAACAACAGGAUGAACAUAUUCUGGAGAAUGACAACAAACCACAGUUUAUGGAGAAAGUCUACAAAAUCAAACUCCCCGAGCGUGAAAAGCCAGAGAAAGAGCGUGCACUCAGGAGAGAUCCUGUGUACCGCGUUAUCGCUUCAGAUCGAGAUGAAGGGCCAAACGCUGAGAUUUCCUACAGCAUCGAGGACGGAGACGAACAGGGAAAGUUCUUCAUUGAGCCCAAAACUGGCAUGGUUUCCUUUAAGAAGUUUUCUUCUGCUGGAGAUUAUGAUAUCUUAACGAUUAAAGCAGUGGAUAAUGGUCGACCCCAGAAAUCAUCCACCUGCCGUCUACACAUUGAAUGGAUCCCCAAGCCGGAGCCGAGCGAAGCCCCUCUGGCAUUUGACGAGCCAUUUUACUCCUUUUCUGUCAUGGAGAGUGACCCCGUGGCACACAUGGUCGGGGUCAUCACUAUGGAAUCUGUGGAAACACCAGUCUGGUUUGAAAUAACAGGUGGUAAUUCUGACAGUCGAUUUGAGGUGGGGAAGGCGAGUGGGACAGUGAUUGUGGCCCAAGCGCUGGAUGCAGAGCAGAAAUCCCAUUACAACCUGACGGUGGACGCAACAGAUGGCACCAGAUCUGUCAGCAUGCAGGUUCUUAUUAAAGUGAUCGACACCAACAAUCAUCGCCCCCAGUUCUCUAAGUCUAAGUAUGAAGUGAAUGUCCCUGAAGAUACCCUGCCUGACACAGAGGUGUUACAGAUUACAGCUACAGACCAGGAUGAGAAGAACAAGCUAGCCUACACCCUCCUCAGUAGCACUGACCCAUUCAGUCUACGCAAGUUCAGACUAGAUCCUGGAACUGGGGUGUUGUACACUGCAGAGAGACUAGACCAUGAAACCAUGCACCAACAUACACUAACUGUCAUGGUACGAGAUCAGGACAUUCCUGUGAAGCGGAACCUGGUGCGUGUGAUUGUAAAUGUGCAGGACACCAAUGACAAUGCACCUUGGUUCUCUGGUUCACCAUAUGUGGGCCGUGUGUUUGAGUCUGCUGCAAUUGGCUCUGCAGUGCUUCACGUCUCUGCUCUUGACAAAGACAAAGGGCAGAAUGCUGAGAUCAUCUAUAGCAUUGAGUCAGGAAAUGUGGCCAAUUCAUUUGCUAUUGAUCCUAUCCUGGGCACCAUCACUGUGGCAAAGGAGCUGGACCGUAGCAACAAGAACCGAUUUGAGCUAACUGUGAAAGCCUCUGACAAAGGCACACCACCACUUAUUGCUACUGCUGCUGUGGACAUAACUGUCACUAUUUCUGACAAUGCCAUUCCUAAAUUUGAAGAGAAGGAGUUUUCUGCUGAAGUCAGCGAAAACACUCUGCCUGGAGCCUUUGUGUGUCUAGUUACCGCCAAUAGCAAAUCAUCAGUGUUCUAUCAGAUCAAAGACGGAAAUGUGAAGGGAGCAUUUGACAUUAACCCCAACUCUGGAGUGGUUGUGACCCAUUCAGUUUUGGAUUACGAUACUAUUCCAUCAUACAAACUAACCAUUCAGGGAACCAACAUGGCCGGUCUGGCUAGUAACACUACUCUACUGAUUCACUUGAAGGAUGAGAAUGAUAAUGCACCUAUAUUUAUUCAAGAUGAGUUCACUGGAAUGGUCAGCGAGUCUUCUCCAGUGAACAGUGUAGUCCUCACCAAAGACAACACACCACUUGUCAUCCGUGCUUUAGACACUGACCACGAUGCUAACUCUAGACUGGUCUAUCAGAUUGUUGAGCCAUUUGCCCAUAAUUACUUUGCCAUCGACUCUAGUACUGGUGCAAUCCGAACCAUCAGCGAAUUGGAUUACGAGCAAAGAUCUGUGUUUCGCUUUUCUGUACAAGUACACGACAUGGGAAUCCCCCGUCAUUUUGCAGAGAAGGCUGCUAACGUGACUAUUGAGAUCCUGGACGUCAAUGACUGCCCGCCUCAGUUCAACCAAGAUCUAUAUGAAACCACAGUCUUAGUGCCAACUUACAAAGGAGUGGAAGUGAUCACAGUCAAUGCCACAGAUGCAGACUCAGGUCCAAAUUCAAGGCUCUUUUACUCUAUUGUCAAAGGCAAUAUUGGAGAGAAGUUUAAAAUGGACCCGGCCACAGGGGUUAUCACUAUUCAAAAUGUCACUCAGCUUAGAAGCAGGUAUGAGCUCAGAGUAAGGGUGUCUGAUGGCAGGUUUUCUAAAACGGCUUUGGUAAAAAUAAAUGUCAGAGAGAAUAAGGAGAGUACUCUGAGGUUCACCCAAGAAUCAUACAAGGCCUCUGUACCAGAAAAUUCCUUAGAGAAGAAGACUUUAGCUGUAAUAGUUGCAGUGGGAAACCAAGUCAAUGAACCUUUGUUUUAUAACAUUCUGAACCCUGAUAAGAGAUUCACAAUAAGCCGUACUUCGGGAGUACUCUCCUCUACAGGCAUACCCUUUGAUCGAGAAGAGCAAGGCAUAUUUGAUAUUGUGGUGGAGGUGACCAGAGAAGACAAGUUAUCUGACAUAGCCCAUGUCCUUGUAACUGUGGUAAUCGAAGAUGUCAAUGACAACCCACCGGUGUUUGUCAAUUUACCCUAUCAGGCACUGGUGCAGGUUGACACAGAAGUGGGUCACAUCAUCACAAAAGUGACUGUGGUUGAUGCAGAUGUUGACAGAAAUGCUGAGAUCAACUACCAUCUUCAGGAGCUAAAUGAGUUUGUUCAGAUCAGCAUGGAUGGUGAAAUCUCACUAACAAAGAAGCUUGAGAAAGACUCCCUUAACACUGAAUUUGUAAUCACCAUUGUAGCCAGAGAUGGAGGUGAACCAGCACUUUCCUCAUCUGUUGAAGUGCCAAUAAUGGUUGUAAACAAAGCAAUGCCUGUGUUUGAGAGAGCCUUCUACAGUCUGGAGAUCCCAGAGAACAUACCGUUACUGACACCUGUUGUACACAUCCAGGCUAAUGACUCUGAAGGCCCUAGAAUAGUGUACACAAUCACAGAAGGGGACCCUCUCAAUCAGUUCUCCAUCAACUUCAAUACUGGUGUUAUUCAGGUUGUAAAGCCUUUGGAUUUCGAGACCCACCCAGCCUAUAAGCUCAGCGUAAGGGCCACCGACUCGCUAACCGGUGCCAAAGCUGAAGUCUUUGUUGACGUGAUCUUGGAAGACAUUAAUGACAACCCACCUGUGUUCCAUUGCAAACUGUACAAUGCAAGCCUUUCGGAAGCAUCAGUGAUCGGCACGUCCGUAUUACAAGUAUCAGCUACAGAUGCUGAUACUGGUAACAAGCAAGUGCUCUUUUAUCAGAUCAUUGAAGAUAAAGAUAAGAGCUCUGAUUACUUUAGCAUUGAUCAUGACACGGGCACAAUCUGGACUACUCAGAUGCUUGACCAUGAAGAAAAACCCUCACAUAAGCUGAUAAUUAGAGCAGUUGAUGGUGGAGUACCUGCCCUUUCCAGUGAGGUCAUUGUGUUAAUUGAUGUAACAGACCUUAACGACAACACUCCACUGUUCUCACAGAAUGUCUAUGAAGCUACGGUCAGUGAACUGGCACCUCGUGGCCACUUUGUAACCCAGGUUCAGGCUUCCGAUGCUGACAACUCAAAUAGUGGUAAACUUGAAUUCUCAAUUAUAUCUGGAAAUGAGGGGCAAAACUUUGCAAUAGAUCCAAACACUGGGGCUAUAGUCAUAUCAAACCACCGGAAACCCCAUAUGGAGUCCCUCUACAACAUCAAUGUGUCUGUAUCAGAUGGUGUAUUCAGAAGCUCAGCUAUUGUCAAGGUCAAUGUUAUUAGUGCUAACUUCCACAAUCCUACAUUCAACCAGGUGGAUUAUGUGGUUGAGCUUCUUGAGAACUCUCCAGUUGGAACAUUGGUAGCUGAGGCUCAAGCAACAGAUGAGGACUCUGGUACAUAUGGAAGACUCAAUUAUCAUAUAGUCAAUGACAUUGCAAAAGACAAGUUCUCAAUCUCUGAAAAUGGAGAGAUCUUCACUUUGGAGAGUCUUAACCGAGAGAAUGCACUGGAAAAAGUAAUUCUGAUUUCUUUGAUUGCUAAAGAUGGUGGUGGCAAAGUUGGCUUCUGCACUGUAAAUGUGAUCUUAACCGAUAUCAAUGAUAAUACCCCGCAGUUCAGAGCUGCUGAUUACAGAGUUAAUGUUGCUUCCGACAUGCCAAGAGGAACAACCAUACUUAAGAUUGCAGCGUCCGACAUGGAUGAAGGUAGUAAUGCAGACAUCACCUAUUCUAUUGAAGGAGACGCAGACAAUGUUGAGGAGAAUUUCGAAAUCCACCAGUUUAGUGGUGUCAUUGUAACAAAGGAAAGCCUCAUUGGAUUGGAGAACCAGCUCUACACAUUUCUUGUACGAGCAAAAGAUGGCGGAAAUCCUGCUAAGUCCUCUGUUGUUCCGGUUUAUGUCAAGAUUCUUGUUCCCGAGGUUCCGGUGCCAAAGUUCAUAGAGUCCCACUACAGGUUUGCCAUAGAUGAAGAUCUUCCUCUUGGUUCAGAAAUAGAUGUCAUUCAGGUCGAAAGUGAUCAGCCAGUCUUUUACAGCCUGGUGAAAGGGAAUACUCCUGAGAGCAACCAAGAUGAGGUAUUUGUAGUUGAUCCCAGCUCAGGAUCUUUGAAGCUGGAGAAGAAGCUUGACCACGAGAGCACCAAAUGGUAUCAGCUAACCCUACAAGCACAAAGCGAAUAUGAUGGUAACAAAGUUGUCUCUGCUGUGGACAUCAGUAUCCAGGUCAAGGAUGUCAAUGAUAAUCGACCGCUCUUUGAGUCAAACCCUUAUGAAGCCUUCGUUGUGGAGAAUCUCCCAGGUGCCACCUCUGUUAUACAGGUAAAGGCCACAGACUUGGACUCGGGCACUAAUGGCCAUGUGGUUUACAAUCUCGAUUUCAACCAAGAGACAAGGGACAUUGCAGAACUGUUUGCCAUUAACAGUGAAACUGGAUGGAUUACCACAUUAAAGGAACUUGACCGUGAGAAGAAAAACAAGUACACUGUUUCAGUCUUAGCCACUGACCGUGGAGACAAAGUCCAGCUGAUGGCCAGUACCAAGGUGGAUGUCACAGUGGUAGAUGUAAAUGACAACCCACCAAGGUUCACAGCAGAGAUCUAUAAAGGCACAGUAAGCGAAGAUGACCCACCUGGUGGAGUCAUUGCCAUUCUUAGCACUACAGACCUGGACACAGAGGAAAGUAACAAGCAAAUCAACUACUUUAUCACAGGUGGAGACCCCUUGGGGCAGUUUGGCAUUGAGCAUACUCAAGGCGAGUGGAAGGUCUCGGUGCGGAAGCCUCUCGACAGGGAGGAGAAGGACAAUUACUUGCUGAACAUUACGGCAACUGACGGGACCUUCACAGCCAAGGCUGUGGUUGAAGUCAAGGUCUUGGAUGCCAAUGACAACAGCCCAAUUUGUGAGAAGUCAUUCUAUAUGGAAAGCGUCCCAGAGGAUUCCCCUGCUGGUAGGCUUAUCCUGCAGGUCUCUGCCACAGAUGCUGACAUCCGUUCCAAUGCACAGAUCUCCUACGAGCUGCUCGGGGCCGGAUCAGAGCACUUUAGCAUUGACUCUGAGACAGGUGAAUUAAAAACACUGCUCCCUCUGGACCGUGAAGAAGAGGAGGCGCACAAGAUGAAGGUGCGUGCUCUGGAUGGAGGUGGACGCUUUUGUGAAGCAGAAGUUGAAAUCACAGUCGAAGAUGUCAAUGACAACGCUCCACAGUUCACCUCUGACCCCUAUACCUUCACUGUGUUCGAAAACACAGAGAUAAACACACCUGUGGCUCGACUGUAUGCCUCAGACCUGGACACAGGUUCUAACGCAGAGGUCCUCUAUUCACUGCUGGACUCUGCUGGUGGUGUGUUCUACAUCGAUGAGGAGACAGGCGUCGUGCUUCUGGAUCGUCCUCUGGACCGUGAGCUUCAGUCACUCUACACCCUCCGUGCUCGCGUCACCGACCGUGGGAGCCCGCGCCGUCUCUCCUCCCUCACCACUGUCAGUGUUUCCAUCUUGGACAUCAACGACAACCCUCCAGUGUUUGAGCGGCGCGAGUACACUGCCACCAUCGCAGAAGACAUUCUGGUGGGCACCCAGGUGUUGCGGGUACACGCAGCCAGCCGAGACACAGAAGCAGGUGCUGAGAUUACAUACUCCAUUAUCAACGGAAACGAGAGAGGAGCGUUCCGCGUCGACCCCCAUACAGGCGGUGUCUUCGUGAUCGAGCCUUUGGACUAUGAAACGGCACAUGAGUUUUAUCUAACAGUGGAGGCUACAGAUGGAGGAACGCCACCGCUCAGCGACAUGGCCACAGUGAACAUUAACCUGACUGAUGUAAACGACAACAACCCCAUCUUCAACCAAGAUAUUUACUCUGCUGUGAUCAGCGAAGACGCAGAACUGGGAAAGACCGUGCUCACUGUCAUGGCUGAUGAUGCAGAUGGUCCAUCCAGUAAUCAGGUGCGAUACUCCAUCAUUGAUGGCAAUCAAGGCAGUCCUUUCACCAUCGACCCCAUCAGAGGAGAGGUCAAGGUGGCCCGCCAGCUCGACAGAGAGAAGACUUCAGGUUACACUCUGACUGUGUUGGCCUCUGACAACGGAAGCCCGGCUCGUUCCAGCAGCGCUACAGUCAACAUAGAUGUCUCGGACAUAAACGAUAACCCACCUCUCUUCUCUCAGGCAAACUACAGCAUCAUUAUACAGGAGAACCAGCCAGUCGGUACCAGUGUCCUCCAGAUGACCGUGUCUGACCGUGAUGCCUCCCACAAUGGACCUCCUUUCACAUUUUCUAUCAUCAGUUGGAACGAGGGCGAUGCCUUCCAAAUCACUUCUCAGGGCGUGCUGGUCUCUGCGGCAACUCUGAGCCGCCAGACCCAAGAGUUCUACCUCCUGCAGGCCCAGGUAAUAGACAGCGGUCGGCCACCAUUGGUCUCCACAGCAUUUGUGAGUGUACGUUUGAUCGAGGAGAGCAUCUACCCUCCUGUCAUUCUUCCCCUGGACAUCUUUAUCACCACAGCAACAGACGAAUAUUCAGGUGGGGUGCUGGGUAAAAUCCACGCCACUGAUCAGGAUGUUUACGACACUCUAACCUACAGCCUCACACCCGAUAGUUCCUCCGCCUCCGAAAACUCUGGCCUCUUCUCUGUCUCUCCUGCUGAUGGGAAACUUGUAGCCCGUGGGAAUCUGGAUGCUGGUCAAUACGUCCUUAACAUUACAGUGACAGAUGGCCGUUUUACUGCAGCUGCCCGAGUCAAUAUUCACGUUCGGCAGGCAACAGCACAAGCUCUCGAUAACUCCAUCGCCGUGCGAUUCUCUGCAAUAGCACCGGAGGAGUUUAUCGGAGAUUAUUGGCGGAACUUUUUGCGAGCUUUACGGAACAUCGCCGGUGUCAGACGCGGAGACGUGCAGUUAGUCAGCUUGCAACCUGCUGCCGAUGCCUCCGGUGACCUAGAAGUACUUCUAGCUCUAGAAAGGUCAGGAAGUCCAUUCCAGCCCCAGGAGGUGGUGUACAGGAAGCUGAACGCCUCAGUUGGGGUAAUCGAAGAGAUGACUGGAGUCCGUAUUGUACGAGUUGUGAAGAAACUCUGUGCUGGUUUGGACUGUCCUCUUAGUUACUGCCAAGAAACCGUUUCCUUGGAGACGGGAGCAGUGUCGGCCUACAGCACGGCUAGGAUUAGUUUUGUUACGCCACGUCACAUGCGCACUUCCGAAUGUCUCUGUGAAGGAGCUGAGUGUACUGUCCUGAGUAAACUCUGUGAGGGAAGCCCCUGUCCUGAUGGCCUGGAGUGUGUAGAAGACCCCACACAGACCAAAUUCAAAUGCAUCUGUCCUGAGGGAAAACAGGAAGAGUGCUCAGAGCGUCAGUCAUUGACAUUCAGCGGAAAUGGAUAUGCGCGGUACAGGCUGAUGGAGAACGAGAAUAAGGAAGAAAUGAAGCUGUCCCUCAGACUGAGAACAUUUUCCACCCACGCUACUGUCAUGUAUGCCAAAGGCACAGACUACAGCAUACUGGAGAUUGUGAACGGCCGCCUGCAGUACACAUUUGACUGCGGCAGUGGUCCUGGUGUGGUGUCUGUGCACAGUACCCAGGUCAGUGACGGACAGUGGCACACUAUCUCUCUUGCGGUAGAUGGUAACUAUGCUAGACUGGUCCUAGAUCAGGUCCACGCUGCGUCUGGCAAAGCUCCGGGAACUCUCCGCACCCUCAACCUGGACACCAGCAUGUACUUCGGGGGUCAUGCACGGCCAACAUCCGGCUCGGGAAGACUUGUGGUAAAUGGGCUGCGGGGUUGUCUCGAGGGGAUCAUGUUUAAUGGGAGGGAGCUGCCGCUAUCUCAGGUUCGAGGAGUUCACUCAGUCCUGGAGGAGCUGGUCGAGGUGGCUCCCGGUUGCAGCUUGGCUCCUCCACUCCAGGGCUGCUCCAGUAACCCCUGUACCAAUGGAGGCACAUGUUCAUCACUGCCUAACGGAGGGUAUUUCUGUAAGUGCACCGCUGCAUUCAUGGGCACACACUGUGAAGUCACUAUCAGCCCCUGUGCCUCUAAUCCCUGCCUCUAUGGAGGCACAUGUAUCCCACGAGGAGGAGACUUCUACUGCCAGUGCAGAGGACAAUACUCUGGCCAACGGUGUCAGCUGGGUCCAUACUGCACAGAUAACCCGUGUAAGAACAGCGGCAAGUGCAUUGAUAGCCUGGAUGGUCCUGUGUGUGAGUGUGAGCUGGGUUUCCAAGGAGACAGGUGCCUCAGUGAUGUAGAUGAGUGUCUGAAGAACCCUUGUGGCAAUGGUGGUCACUGCCAGAACACGUACGGCUCCUUCAACUGUAACUGCUCUGCGGGCUACAGUGGGCGGCAUUGUGAACUCCUUUCCGAAAUCCGCAACGAAUUUGUCUCCACCUCUUGGAACAUCGGCCUGGAGGAAGUAAUCGGAAUCGUCGUCUUCGUUGCCAGCAUCUUCCUUCUCGUCAUACUCUUCGUCAUGGUUCGCAAGCGCAUUUGCCGGCGCUCAAAGUCCAAAUCUGACGAUGACGACAAGCUUGGCAUAGGCACAGGAGCCUCGCAUGCCUUCCUCCAUCGGCCGUACUUUGACUCCAGACUCAACAAGAACAUCUACUCCGACAUCCCGCCGCAGGUCCCUGUACGGCCCAUCUCCUACACUCCCAGCAUUCCAAGCGACUCCCGCAACAAUCUGGACCGCAACUCGUUUGAGGGCUCAGCCAUACCAGAGCACCCAGAAUUCAGCACAUUCAACCCCGAUACAGUGCACGGGCACAGGAAGACGGUGGCUGUCUGUAGUGUAGCACCUAACCUGCCUCCUCCCCCACCCUCCAACUCUGUGUCUGACAGUGACUCCAUACAGAAGCCCAGCUGGGAAUACGACUACGAUGCUAAAGUAGUGGACUUGGAUCCGUGUCUAAGUAAGAAACCGGUAGAGGACAGUGCCUGUCAUCCUUACAACUCCAGAGGCAGCAUGUCUGAGGUCCACUCUCUCAGCUCCUUCCAGUCCGAGUCAUGUGACGACAAUGGCUAUCAUUGGGACACAUCUGACUGGAUGCCGAGCGUUCAACUUCCUGGAAUCCAAGAGUUUCCUCAUUAUGAGGUAGUGGAGGCCCCACCCACCCUUUACAGUGACCCCGCCCUGCUGGACACAGACUACUAUCCGGGCGGAUACGACAUCGAAAACGAUUUCCCUCCCCCACCCGACUACUUUCCGUCCCAUGAUGACCUGCCCCCUCCUCCGCCCGUGCCGGUGUACGGAGAGUGCUACGACACGUUGCAGCCCACCACACGAGCAUUAAACAGCGCCCCCUCUAGUCCUGGAGGGUCCGGAGUACGCCAGCGCCCACCCUUACCCCAACUCUACAGCCUCACCCAAUUCCUUCCCCACCACCAUUACUCAUCAGACCCCGAACCCCAGACCAACCCCACCAGCACCAUCACGUCGUCCUCCACCGGAGGAUACCGGCGCAGAGGAUUCCCGCUGGGCUACGGCUGUGACUUCAAUCCCCCUGCUGCCGAUAACAUGUCGCUGUCGCUCUACACGUCCACGGCGUCCUGCUCGGACAUGUCCGCCUGCUGCGAGGAGUCAGAAGUGAUGAUGAGCGAUUACGAGAGCGGUGGAGAGGAGGAGGGAGCGCAGUUUCAGAGGCUCGUCAUAUCGCCACUGGACUCUCAACAUCAGCAGCAGCAGCAUACUGAAGUCUGACACUGGAUCCAGAAUAUCAAAAGUGCCUAAAUGAAACCCUGCUACAGGAGACUUGACUGUGUUCAAACCAUAACCACACCACAUACAAGGUACACAAACGUAGUCUUACUAUUAACGUAAAUGCCAAACAUCCAAACGCACACGUUGUAUACAUCUGUAUCUCACUCGAGAGAGAGGUUUUGAAAAGACUUGCUUAAACAUGAGUUCUCUUCUCUAGCUCUUGUGGGCUGUUAUUAAUAUUAUUAUUAUUUAACAGUAUUGGGGAGAACAUUAGACUUGGCUGUACCAUUAAAUAAUAUGUUGAUCAUCAUGCAUAAGAUCAUGCUGAGAUGUACAAUUUACACAGAAAAUAUAACUGAUAUGUUGUCAUGGAUAUUGGGAGAAAAGCUUUCAAUCAUCAAGGUGAUAUCUGUAUUUGUAUAGAUAUAACCAUGCAAACUGAUUUUUUUUAAUACAAAUCCUCAUUCAUUUGUAAUGUACAUUUUAAUGUACAGUUUUGAUUUCACGGUUUAAUAGGUUUUUGUAGAUAUGUUUUGCUUUUUUUCCCAAAAAAGAAAGACAUGAAAAAGUAGUGUACCAACUCAUGGUGUGUCAUUAUCAGCCUUACUGUAUGUUCAUUCACAAGCAAUGAAAAAAGCAUAAGAGAAUCUUAAAAAAAGAAUAAUAAAAAAUGUCAAGGUUGUGAAUGUGUGAUCAUCACAACACGUUCAUUUCUGAAAGGACAUCUACAUAUUCUUGUGAUGUGUUAUGUUUUUUUUUUGUUGUUGUUGUUUGUAAAUUGUGACUUUGGAACAUCUUUAUUUUUUGACCAUGAAAAUGGGACCCAAUAUAUUUAUAGUGCGAGAUUAUUCACAGACAUGUGACUUUUUCAGGGUCUGCGUGUGUGUGUGUGAGCAAUGCUAUGGUCUUGUUUUAUGAUUUUUAUUAAAUACUGCCACUAGCUUAACUGCUUUACUACUGGCAAUAAAUUAUUCUCUAAAA
Messenger RNA from Sinocyclocheilus anshuiensis, 14869 nucleotides. Its product is annotated as protocadherin Fat 1-like. Gene Ontology annotation, cellular component: plasma membrane. Bases 116 to 13888 code for a protein of 4590 amino acids. Gene Ontology annotation, biological process: homophilic cell-cell adhesion. The record is from RefSeq and is a predicted model, not a curated record. Gene Ontology annotation, molecular function: calcium ion binding. The transcript has 28 exons. Lineage: Eukaryota; Metazoa; Chordata; Actinopteri; Cypriniformes; Cyprinidae.